Molecule: messenger RNA, 210 nt
Organism: Penicillium bovifimosum
Lineage: Eukaryota; Fungi; Ascomycota; Eurotiomycetes; Eurotiales; Aspergillaceae
Product: dolichyl-diphosphooligosaccharide--protein glycosyltransferase subunit 4
Exons: 1
Coding region: 1-210 (69 amino acids)
Cellular component (GO): oligosaccharyltransferase complex
Source: RefSeq, a predicted model, not a curated record
AUGAUCUCCGACGAUGACCUCUACCGCCUCGCCAUCUUCCUUGGCUCAUGCGCUAUGAUGAUGAUUGUCCUAUACCACUUCCUUGAUGUCAAUUCUAGCGACGAGGAGCCAGAAUCUACCAAAUCGGCAACCCAGAUCAAAGCUAAGAGCGCUACAACGCCGGUACCCACAGAUAGCACUGGUGUGUUGGCUUCAGGGAAGGGGAAAUAA